AUGGCGACGAUGGACGCUCUCAUGGUAGAAGCAGUCGGACAGCCCAUCGUCAAAGGAAAACGACCAAUCCCCACCCCGAGCGAGGGCGAGAUCCUCGUCAAAGUGACCGUCGUCGGAUUAAAUCCCUAUGACUUCCGCGUCCGCGACUGGGGCCUCUACGUCGAAGGGCGCCUCCCCGUCGUCCUCGGCAACGACAUCGCCGGCACGGUAGAGAAACUGGACCAACUACCUGAAAAACCCCUCGGACCAAUGCGGCCUGCAAGAAUACUGCCUGCUCGACGCCUCCAGCUGCGCCAAAAGAUCCCCGAGAACCUGACCGACGACGACGGCGCCUCGCUCGUCUGCAACAUGGUGGCGCCAUUCUGGGCCAUCUUCGGCGCCCACGGACUCGGCCUGCCCUUCCCCUUCCCCUCCGAAGAAGACGCGGCCCAAGCUGCAUUCGACUACAGCAGCCAGACGAUCCUGAUCCUCGGCGCCGGCAGCAACUGCGGCAAGUACGGCGUGCAGGCCAGCGCGCUCGCCGGCUUCGGCACCAUCAUCGCCGUGGCCGACGCGCGCCGCAACGGAUCCGACCUCCGCUCCUACGGCGCCACCCACAUCAUCGACCGCCACGCCGCCGACGACGACGUCGCGGCCCAGAUCCGCAGCCUCGUCGGCGACGAGCUCGUCUACGCCUUCGACGCCGUCAACGUCGACCACACCCUCGGCGUCCGCUGUCUCUCUAACACCAAACGCGGCACCUUGGCGUGCAUCGUGCCGGGCAAGGUGGACGAGGCAAGCCUCGCUGGAGCCAAGAAGGCCGGCUUCGACGAUAAGUUCAUCCAGGGCCAGAGCAGCAAUCAGCCGCAGCUGGGACGCAAGUUCUGGGACUGGCUUCCCGUCUGGAUGCGCGAGGGCAGGGUCCGGAGUACCGGCUGGACCGUCCUGGAGGGGUUGGAUCCCGUCAAGGUCAAUGCCGUGCUGGAUGCUUAUCGCGAUAACAGGUGGCCGGAGAAACAGGUGCAUGUGCAUCUGUGA
Molecule: messenger RNA, 1017 nt
Organism: Endocarpon pusillum Z07020
Lineage: Eukaryota; Fungi; Ascomycota; Eurotiomycetes; Verrucariales; Verrucariaceae
Exons: 3
Coding region: 1-1017 (338 amino acids)
Molecular function (GO): oxidoreductase activity, acting on NAD(P)H
Source: RefSeq, a predicted model, not a curated record